UCUUGUUAAAACUACGGUUUCGUCCUUCCUUGUUAUGAUGUAAUGUCAUUUACACACGCACACACUCGUCGCUCCGCAAAUCUCUCGAGUUUGUAAAGGAAGAGCAGGUUCCUUCGUUUGUUCAUCCUCUAUCGUCUUUUUCGGUGAAAUGGAGAACUCUGCAGCAAAUCAACUGCCUGAAGCAGAUUCGUUGCCUGAUGGGUUUGUUGAUAGUUCUGCUGAACCUGUAACCGCUUCAGUACCCACAGCACCAGAUCAAGAAGAUGACGUGACUGAUUAUAAGGAGGAGAAACUAGUAGAAGUUGAGUCAAGGCCUGAUUUGAUAGUGAAUGACUUUCAAUCAUGUGAAGGUGACAAUGGAAGCUCUGAGCCAUCAAGAACGUUCCCUGUAGAGCUAUCUGAAUAUGUCAGUUGUGGAGAGGACGCAGUCAAGAGUGAUGCUGGAUCACCAAAUGUUGUUUCUGAAAAUGUGGUAAGAAAACCAGAACAAGGAAUGGCUCCUGUAACUGAUGGUGACAAGCAAAAGCAUGCUGGAGAAACAUGUCAAAAUUCAGAAAAAUUGACUGAGCAAGGAGUGGAGACACAAGCAGCCAAUUCACAAGGGACAUUAUCAUCACAGAGCUCUGGAACAAGCAGAAAAGAUACAUCUGAAGUAAAACGUAAAAGUAGCAAGCGUACUUUCAAGACAGAAAAGGAAUUUUUGGAGUUCACUUUGAGUUAUCAGAAAGUUCUCAGUGAAAGAGAUGCAGCUAUUACUAUGCGAGAUAAACUUGAGUCAUUGUGUAGGGAGCUACAACGUCAAAACAAAAUGUUAAUGGAUGAAUGCAAAAGGGUAUCAACAGAAAGUCAAAACUUAAGACUGGAUCUAUCCAACAAGUUUCAGGAAGCAAUAAAGGAUGUUACAAGUAAGCUGGAGGAGCAAAGGGAUGACAGCCUGACUCAACUUAAGGAGAACGAAAUGUUAAGAAACCAAUUGAAGCAAAAGGAGGAGCAUAAUGCUCUUACUGUCCAACAAUAUACUCAACAGUUGAAGCAGAAAUCUCUAGAACUCCAAAUUGCAGAUUUAAAGCUUCAGCAACAUGAAGAAAAACUGGUGAAAGAACAGUCCCAGAUGAAGAUGUAUGCAGAACAAGUGUCACAAUUGUUGGCAACUGAAAAGAAUUUACGGUUGCAGUUAACUGCUGAUGGUGAAAAAUUCCAGCAAUUCCAGGAUGCAUUGGUGAAGAGCAAUGAGGUUUUUGAAACAUUUAAGCAAGAAAUCGAAAAGAUGGGAAAAUCGAUAAAGGAACUGAAAAAGGAAAAUAGUUUUCUGAAGGGGAAGAGCGAGAAGUCAGACAUGAGUCUUAUACAACUUGUGGAGGAGCGUGAACGCAUGAAGAAGCAACUGGAGAAAACCAAGAAUCAAAAAGAAAAGCUUGAAUCUCUAUGCAGAUCACUUCAAGCAGAGAGGAAGCAGCACAAUCCAACAACUCCUACUCCUACUCCUACUGCUGCUGAUGAUGAUUCGCUCCCUGUUUAAAGGACAAGACACUGUUAAAAACACACUUUUGAGGUUUUGUUUUCUGAAUCCAAUUGUUUUGUUGGAGCUAAGCUUAGUUUUCGGGAUCUUCUACUGAAAUGAAUGUGAAUGUUGUGAUGAGAAUUGAACCGAGCCCAAGAAAGAUUUUUUGGUUAGCAACGAAUGAAUCUGAAAAUAUUGGUUCCAAAAUCCCAAGUCAUGUUUUGUUUUGUAUUUUUGGUUGUGGGUGGAGAUGAUGGAAUUGUCGUAGCUUUCAUUUCAUCACUUCACUUGAUUUGCUUCUUUUGAAAUUACAUGUCUGUCCCUUUUAACAAUUUACAUAAUUAAAAUAUAUAUCGACCAUGUCAAUAUUACUAGUAUAAA
Messenger RNA from Lactuca sativa (garden lettuce), 1882 nucleotides. Its product is annotated as alpha-taxilin-like protein. Gene Ontology annotation, molecular function: syntaxin binding. The record is from RefSeq and is a predicted model, not a curated record. NCBI's taxonomy places the organism in Eukaryota, Viridiplantae, Streptophyta, Magnoliopsida, Asterales, Asteraceae.